This is a messenger RNA of Cryptosporidium ubiquitum, 5385 nucleotides long. RefSeq lists its product as uncharacterized. Gene Ontology annotation, biological process: mRNA processing; mRNA export from nucleus. Gene Ontology annotation, molecular function: mRNA binding. The transcript has a single exon. The record is from RefSeq and is a predicted model, not a curated record. Gene Ontology annotation, cellular component: THO complex part of transcription export complex. NCBI's taxonomy places the organism in Eukaryota, Apicomplexa, Conoidasida, Eucoccidiorida, Cryptosporidiidae. The coding region runs from base 1 to 5385 and encodes 1794 amino acids.
AUGAGUUCAGAUGAAGUUGAAGGUAAUCAAGUUAACAGCAAAGAGAAUGAUUUGUUUUGUAUUUUAAGUAGGGAAUACCUUCCUAAGGAAAGAUGUCUAAUACAGACAUGGAAUAAUGAAAUUAGAAUAAGGAUUCAGUAUGAAUUUACAAACCUUCUUCCUGUAUUAUUUCUUUCCGAAAAUAUUGAAUUAGUUAAAAAAUCUCAGUCUAAUUUACAAAAAAUUGUAUUUGAACUGCUUACAAGUGUAUUAUUUUAUUUGGAUAUUCCUUAUAUUACAGCUAUUGAAUUUCUUGAGAACUGUUCUAUUGUAUCUUAUUUAAAAGUAUGCAAAAUUUUAGGUUACAAUUUCAUUGGAAAGGAUGAACUUGACGUUCGUGAAAUACCGACUGAUUCUCUUAAAGAAGAAUUUAAUUUCUUCAUUUCUGACCCAAGUAAAGCUAUCGAAAGUAACUUACCACAUUUUGGUUCUUUUAUUGAAUAUCACAUCACACCCUUAAUUAUGGAUUCAGUGUGGCUUAUUCAAAUGAGUUUACGUGAUAAUGAAUCUAACAAAAAUUCAGUCUGGGUGGAAUUUAUGGCUAGACUUUGUAGAGGAAAUAUUACUUCAAAAGAAAGGCCACUUCCAUCCAUUCCAAAGAGUGUGAAACUCAUUAGUAUUAAAGAUAUUGUUUCAUAUCUUGAUCUUGGAAAAUCGGAUAAUAUGAAAAUCACAGAAUCGUUAAUUUCUUCUAAAUUCAAGCUUCAGCAAAAGUAUGUUAGGGAUAGGACAAGAUUAUGUUUUACUGUAGAUUCGUUCACAACUCAAAAAGAGUGUUUAAGUGGGUUUUCUAUUUUGGGAGUAUUCAUUAAAUAUUUAUUCGAUCAGAUUAAUUUGUUUUCGAAACUAAGUAUCGAUGAGUUUAUUUCUAAAAUAACUUUUGAGAAAAAUUGUCCCAUUAAUCCAGUAGGCGUAUAUUCCGAAAACAAAUUCUCGGAAAAUAUGAUUAUUGAAUGCAAUCAUUAUACUGGUGCAUGCCAUUCAAACUAUUUGAUAAGAUCUAUUUGGAGUAUUAUUUUGAGAUUUGAUCUCUCAAUACAAAGAAGUAUCGGAUUGAUUUUUGAAGUUUUUAUUUCAAUAACUUCAAAGCGCUUUAACACAGAUAAAAACUUUAAUUAUCCAGAUACUAGAAUAUUUAAUCUACUAGAAAAACUAUUGGCUAUUUUCCCAAAAAAUAUUGUUAAGAAGUCAUUCAUUAUUUUUGUUGAGCAUGUUUCUGUUAUUUGUAAGUCAUACAAGGGGCCUAAAAUUUCGGAAAAUAUAAAUACAAUUCACAUCGGAAGUGAUACUUACAAAGCAAACCCAUGGAUUAUUACUGACAAAAAAGUACUUAAAGAAGUUCUCGGAUUACCGUUCUUUAUUCUUACUUCAUUUUUGAUUAAAAAAGGAUUUUUUGAGCUAAGUAACUAUUUUAGAGAGAAGCUAAUAGAAUGGGAUGAAAUUUUUUGGUCCGAGUUUAUUACUGGCCAAAAUUCAUCAAAGGAAACAAAUGAUUCUUCGAAUUUAUUUGAUAGCCAGAAAUAUUUUUUCCCUCCGAAAACACUGGAAAUUAUUAAUAAUAUCCACAAAUAUUACCACCUAUAUUUUAAUUCACAAUUAAAUCAAUUCGAUGAGUUUGAAAAGGAUUUGAACUUGGAAUUAUUAUUAAAAGAAAUUUUAAAAAAUGAAAGAAUAAAUGAAGAAAUCAAUUUUUCAAAUAUUUCAGUUAUUCUUUCAGAGUUAAUACUCGCUCCAUCAGUAUUAUUUGCAAAUGCAUUUUUUGCUGAUUUUUUUCUCGAAGAAUUUUUGGUAAAUGAAAAUGAAGAGAUAUACUACGUUUCUAAAAUAUCUAGGAAUUCUGAAAUUAUUCAAGAAAUAACUGACUUUACAAGUAUGCCAUUCAGCAUUAUUGGUUUAUCAAGCAAUAUACUAAAAAUAAAAAUAGAAGUAAUUAUUAAUGAAAUUAAAAACAAAGUUAGAGAUAAUGAAAAAUCACCGCACCUCCUGAUAUUACAUUAUAAAGGAUUCUGUUUACUGGUUGAAUGGAUUCGAAAAUACUGUAAAUACUAUUUAUUCCAAAAGCAUCCAAGUUGUAUUCCUAUUUUUCUUGAGUUGCUUUGGUUGUUCAUAAAAGAUUUUAACAAGGGAAAACUAUCAGAAUUGUUUGAAUCAAAAGAAUUGAAUUUAAUAAAUGGGUAUAAAGAUCCACCUGAGCUAUUGUUUGAAGUUUCAUCUUCCAUUAUUUUCCCUGCAAUUUCACUUCUACCCAGAAGCCCCUCAAUUCCCGAAAUGCUGAAAAACUCAAUAUUCAGUGAGAUAGAUAUAAAAUACAGAUAUCAAAUUUACAGAAGGUUAAUAGCAUUCAGUUACAAUAGAUACCCUAUGAAUCACCAAUGGAUUAGCGUGAAAAAAAUGCUUUCAAAGUAUUUAAAGGGUGUUACUAAAGAUAUUAUAAUUGGUAAACAUGAUAAUAAGCAUUCGAGCAAUACAAAAAGAAGACCACCUAUUCAAAUUAGGCUAUUAAUAUCUAAUAUUAUUGCCUUAUGCUAUACAAAUCCCCUUGUAGUUUGUGAUACAAUUAUUAAUCAAUGUAACAACUAUGAUAAUAUGAUACCUCUUUUAAUUGAGAUACUUGGAAACAAUAUCGAUGAAAUAUGUUUUGAUGUAAUGAUAUUUACAAUCAUAAAUUUUAUACUUUCAAGACCAACCUACAUUAUUGAUUGCAGAUCAAAUAAUAGUGAUUUAAAUUGUUCGAGAUUUGGAAACCGUGGAAUUGCAAAGUUUACUGCUUUGCUACUUACAAAAAGGAAAAUACCAAGAGAUAUUUUAAAGAAUUUUUUGCAGACUAUUAUUUAUCGUAUAGAUGAAACUUUUUAUGGCAAGGAAUACACCAUUAAAAUUCAAAACAAUUUCUUAGACUUGUGUUUUUGGAAACAACUGUUAGAAAUUGUAUUUUCAACUCCAAUACUUGAUUUGUCAGUAUUGACUGGAAAACAAAUUCAAAGUUUAGCGGGAGGUCCACUUUUGUUUCAAAUCUUUCUUUCUCAGCAUGAAGAAGAUCAUUUUGGAGAGUCCAACGAGAACUCCCUUUUUAGUUCUUUAUUAGAUAAUAAUUCUCAUGCAAAACAAAAUAGUGAUUUAUUUGUUUCUAUCUUGAAAAAUGGAGAGAUUCAAAGUAAAGAGGUUCUCUUUAGAAUCGCAAAACUCAGAUAUGAAAUAUUAUGGGAUACUCCAAGUAAUUUGAACAUGGAUAUUAAACUUUUAAUUAAUCUUUCUGACGAAAUACAUUGGUGUUGCAUACAAACAAUUGAAUUCUUAAAAAGAUCAUUCGAUCCUGAACUAUAUAGAAACUUUAUCUUGAAUAUUUCAGACUCUAAAUACAGUUUUAAAGAUAUUAUAAAUCAGACGUUUUUAUACUUAGAUAUACCUACUGGGUGGUCUUUUCUUAGACAUGGGAUUAGGAAAUUCAAUAUUAGUCAAGUUGAUAAAGAGACUUCAAUACCACAAAAAGGGUUUUUAGAUAUUGAUCAAGAAGCAAUGGACUGUAUAAAGUAUUAUUUUUUGAAGGAAAAUGAUCAAAACUUUUUGAAUAAUGAAGCUUGCAUGGAUUUUUAUAUCUUAUUUUGGUACCUUGAUUUAUGCGAUAUUUCUCUUCCUUUUAAACAUUAUUCAGAAAAGUUAUUCGAAUUGUACACUGAAAUAUUGUACUGCAAAGAAAAUAUAGAUAAAAUUUUAGUGCAAAAUGUUGUUGAUUAUAAGAUAGAUACUUUUAUUGAGAAAUGUAAAAUGGAAUCUUUCUUAAACCCAAAUAAUGUUAAACUUUUACCAAGUUAUAUUAAAAACAAAAAUCACUUACCGAGGCAAGUUAGAGAAGCAAUUAAACCGUUAGAAAAGAAGCUCAGAAGGCUUUACAGUUUCUACAAUGCGUUGGCUACGGAAUAUAUUAAGCUUUCCAAAAGAAGUAAUCUUAUUAAUCAAUUCUUGGAUUCUGACUGUGGAAUUAGAAGAUUUAGAAAAGAAUUAAAUGAAUAUUUAAUAGGUGAGGACGUUUUUGGUGAUAAUUAUCAACAAAAAAUUCAGUCCUUUAUGGUUUGGAUUUGCAAGGAUUUUAUUGCACCUAGAGUAAUUCAUUCCGAAACUGAUGCAUUGUUCACAUAUUUUUGGAUCGAAAAAUUCAUUCUUGACGAAGAAAAAGGUAUCUUUUCUUCAAAAAAGCAUUUAAUAGAGUCAUUUCUUAUAUUAAUAUCAAAACAUGUUUCUUACCUAAUAAGGUCAUCAACUCCACGUGAGUCUCAAUUACUAGGUUUAUUUUUUAAAGAGAUAUUCUCAUACAUUAAAAAAUUCAUUUCUAAAAUAAGUUCGGUCACAAAUAUUAGUAAUCAACAAGAAGAAAGAAUGCCCAAUGUUUUAUCAAACAUUACAAAAAAUGAUUUUGAUGAGUCAGAUUUUGAAAAUAAUCUAAGUAGACAGAAUUCAAACAAUAUCUUAGAUAAUGAUUUAAUUACGGAAGAUACAAAAUACAGUAAAAUGACCGAAAAUAUCAAUUUCGACAGUUCAAAAAUAAUUGAAAAAAAAAUUUUUGAAAGUUUUGACCAAGAAAUAAAUCCAAAUAAGGAAACAUUACAAGAAAUGAAAUAUGGAUCAUCUCCAUAUGAAUCCGAUAAUAUCGACCUAUUGGAGAAAGAAAAAAAUGAAAAUAUUGUUAAGUUAGAAUGUGAAGAGGUAAUUAAAGGAGAUAGUAACAAUGGAAUGGAAAGUUUAUCACAAAAAAUUCCCGAUUUAAGAUUGAAAGGUUUUCUCUACGAAUGUGAGAAGAACGUCAUGAUUUCUUUAUCUUUUGGAUUAGGAUUACUAUCGGAAAGAUCAUCAGAAACUCUCCCGGAAUGGACGCAUACUUUGAGUAGCGUUUGGAUGUUAUCCAGAUUUUAUGAGUCAUUUCCCAUAUCAGCAAUUACAGGUGAAUAUUUACUCAGGAAACUGCCAAAUAUUCUCGAAUAUGCAACUAAAAGGCACUGGAACGACCUAAAUUUAUCAAUAACGUCUUUGAUUUUGAAAUUAAAACAAUGCAAAGCAAGUUGGAUAUGGAAUAGUAAUGCAGACCAAUAUUCAAAGCAAGACGACUCCACUUCUUUUAAUUCAAAAAUGUCAACCGAAUCUUCAAAAAAGAACGUUCCAAGCUCUUUGAAUCUAUAUUCAGCAAUACCUGGUUCAAAGAACUACAAUGAAAAAAUUAAAAAUAAUUCAAUGCGUUCAGAAUUUAAAAGACAAAGAUUAAAUAUGAAUGAUAAUAGCUAUUCAUAUAAAACUAGCUAUUCUAAUUCCACAAAUUCAAAUAAAAGAGAAGAGCAUCGAAAAAAACAAAUUUAA